Molecule: messenger RNA, 894 nt
Organism: Aureobasidium namibiae CBS 147.97
Lineage: Eukaryota; Fungi; Ascomycota; Dothideomycetes; Dothideales; Saccotheciaceae
Product: aquaporin
Exons: 3
Biological process (GO): transmembrane transport
Cellular component (GO): plasma membrane
Molecular function (GO): water channel activity
Source: RefSeq, a predicted model, not a curated record
CUCCCCUUCAUGAAGUACCGCGAAAGCAGUCAGCAUGAACACCGUCUCUCUGGCUUUGGUUGGCUUCCUAACAAGAUCCGCAACCAAUUCAUCGCCGUCGUGGGCGAAUUUGUCGGAACCUUCCUCUUCCUGUUCUUCGCCUUCAGUGCUACUCAGGUCGCCAACGCUGCUACUGGCAACGCCUCGGAGCAAAACAACGACGAUGGUUCCAUCACCCAAGCCCCCAACACAUCGGCCCUGUUGUACAUUUCUCUGGCUUUUGGCUUCUCUCUAGCAGUCAACGCCUGGGUCUUCUUCCGCAUCACCGGUGGCCUGUUCAACCCGGCAGUCACCCUCGCCCUUUGCCUCAUCGGUGCGUGCAAAUGGGUCCGUGGUCUACUCGUCUUCAUUGGACAGAUCCUCGGCGGCAUUGCAGCUGCUGGAAUCGUCUCAUGCCUCUUCCCCUCGGCCAUGAACGUGUCGACAACCUUGGGAGGUGGCACCUCAAUCGUCAGAGGCCUGUUCAUUGAAAUGUUCCUCACUGCCAUGCUCGUCUUCACCAUCCUCAUGCUGGCUGCCGAGAAACACAAGGGAACUUUCCUUGCCCCCAUCGGUAUUGGAUUGUCUCUCUUCAUCGCUGAGCUCACUGGCGUCUACUUCACAGGCGGCAGUCUCAACCCUGCUCGCUCUUUCGGACCCUGUGUCGUUCUGGGCGUCUUCCCUGGAUACCACUGGCUCUACUGGCUUGGACCCUUCUUGGGAUCCAUCCUCGCCGUCGGCUUCUACAAAUUUAUCAAGGCUCUAGAAUAUGAGACGGCCAACCCUGGACAGGACUUCAACGACAAGGAGGCCGAGGUAUUCCAGGUUGAUGAGGAGACGGCAAACACAGCAGCAGAUGUGGCAAGACCCAACGUG